AUCAACACAACAUAGACAACAGCAGUGAAGAUACUCGUCCUGAUCAAGGUCCACUCUUUUGGAAAACAGCGUCUCUGCCGCCAGUGCCCUCGCCAUGAAAGGAUCUGCCGUCGUGGUGGCCGCCCUGGUCACGCUGCAGAUCGCCUCCUGCGGGGCUCUCUACCCUGGUACUUCCUAUCAGAUGCUGCAGUCCAACGAGGGCCUCAGGAACCCGGUCAAGAACGCGCGCGCGAUGACCCUCGACUCGCCCGCAGCUCUUGGCACUGAGUCCGGUGACAUUGAGGGCCGUCAGCUUGACGGCGAGCCCGACGUGAACACGGACGCCCCGGCCGAGGCUGACACCGAGGCUGACACGGCCGGGGCGGCCGAGACUGACACGGCCGAGGCUGACACGGCCGAGGCUGACACGGAGGCGCCGGAAGACGCCACGGAGGCGCCAGUGGUGUGCGGAGGCGAGAUCCCGACGCUCCUCGAGACCGGCGAGGUGAGAGAGGACAAACUGCUCAUUAACACGACUCUGGAGACUCCCGGCUACGACGCUGAGGGCUACCCGGCAGACAUCGAGUGCAUCUGGAACGUCAACGUUGAGAGCGGCUGUGCGCUGGGAUUCGUGAUCUGGCAGGUAGACUCCGGCUUUAUCCGCCCGACCAGGGGCUGCUCGGAGGACUUCGUGGAGAUGGGCUUUGACGGAUUCUACACCGAAAAACACUGCGGGACAAUACAUGGAAAAUCCGGCGUGAAGCUUUGGAGUAACCCUCUAAAUACCGAACGCUCUCUGAACAUUCGUUUCUUGGCUGGAACGCGCAGGGGAAAUGCAGGUGGAGGAAAAGGCAUCAAGAUUUACAUCACCGGUUUCUGUAAUACUUAUUCCGAUGAGUAUGUGGCAGCAGCAGAAGCAACGGCAGAGACGGCGACGGAGGCGGUGGCGGAGGAUACCACGCAGACGAAUGAGGUUUUCUAGCUCGUUCUAGAUAUGAUCGACCCUUUAGCUUUCCUUGUCCAUCUUUGUCAAGAGAAAAAGAACUCAAGUAUGUCGAUACACUGCGAGAAAAAAGGCAAAUAGG
This is a messenger RNA of Penaeus chinensis, 1064 nucleotides long. RefSeq lists its product as uncharacterized. The transcript is spliced from 8 exons. The record is from RefSeq and is a predicted model, not a curated record. NCBI's taxonomy places the organism in Eukaryota, Metazoa, Arthropoda, Malacostraca, Decapoda, Penaeidae. The coding region runs from base 95 to 961 and encodes 288 amino acids.